CUCCCCUUUGGGAAAGGUUCUUUAAGGGAAACGAGGGGAAGUCCUCGGUUUACGUGCAUUCUUCUCCAUCCUUUAAAGCCCAGUUCCCACCCAAAUCGGUUUUCUACGAGAGACAGAUACCCAGUCAGGUGGCAGAAUGAGGAAAGAUGAGCAUAUGUGAUGCCGAGAGAAGACUUCUCGCGAACGCGCUACUCGAUAUCGCAAACGAAUGGUUCAUUCUCCUAUCUGAAUCAUGCAUUCCGCUCCGAAACUUCACCCUCAUUUAUACCCACAUAAAGAGAUCAAAACACAGCUUCAUCGGGUCAUUUGAUGACCCGGGCCCGUACGGGCGUGCCCGAUAUGACCCGAACAUGUUGCCCGAGGUGAAUAUCUCCCAGUGGAGGAAAGGCUCCCAAUGGUUUGAGAUCGACCGAAACCUCGCCCUCUAUAUAGUAGAGGACGUCACUUUCUACCCAAAGUUUUCGGACUUCUGCACCCCGCCAUGUUACGUGGACGAGCAUUACUUCCCGACCAUGCUCGCUAUCAAAGCGGCGAACCGGUUGGCCAACCGAAGCCUCACGUGGGUCGACUGGUCGCGGGGUGGGGCCCACCCCGCCACUUUCGAGAGGUCCGAUAUCACCGAGGCAUUCGUGAAGAGAAUGCUCGAAGGCCAUAGGUGCGUGUACAACGGGCGAAAUUUCUCCGUUUGCUUUCUUUUCGCGAGGAAAUUCGCUCCCAGUGCAUUGGAACCUCUCUUCAUUUUAGCUCCAAAAUAUUUGGGGUUCUGAUGCAACAGAGAGAUCUGAAUAUAACUUUCAAUUAUAUUCGUGUUAGACUUUUUUUUUAAAAAAAUUAGGAUGAUUUU
Cuscuta campestris is the source of this 844-nucleotide messenger RNA. The record is from the annotation of a GenBank genome assembly. Lineage: Eukaryota; Viridiplantae; Streptophyta; Magnoliopsida; Solanales; Convolvulaceae.